Molecule: messenger RNA, 1212 nt
Organism: Leishmania braziliensis MHOM/BR/75/M2904
Lineage: Eukaryota; Euglenozoa; Kinetoplastea; Trypanosomatida; Trypanosomatidae
Exons: 1
Coding region: 1-1212 (403 amino acids)
Biological process (GO): magnesium ion homeostasis
Cellular component (GO): intracellular membrane-bounded organelle
Source: RefSeq, a predicted model, not a curated record
AUGGAGAAUGGCUACAGAGUACUCGGUGUACCGGUCGAUGUAUCGAUAUGGACGUUGAUGGCGAUCAUCACAGUGUUGGUGGUGCUAGCGGGAUUGAUGGCGGGCCUCAUUAUCAGCAUCUUCUCACUCGACACGGUUCGACUAAAGGCACUUGCAUGCCGAUCGGAGACGGUGGAGGGACGACGCGCGCGCCGGCUUCUGCUCAUCUUGCACAAUCCGAACUGGGUUCUUGUGACUCUCGUCGUCGUCGACUCGGCCGCAACGGAGAUGCUGCCACUGUUGCUCAACGUCCUCCUUUCCCCCGCCGAGGCAGUCAUCGUAUCCGUGAUCCUGCUGGUCGUUUUCGGGGAGAUCAUACCCGAAGCAGUGUUCACGCAUCAUGCACUGGCGCUAGGGUCAGCGUUGGCCUAUCUAGUGCUGGUGCUAAUGAUAGUCACAGCACCAGUAUCUUGGCCCGUUGGUAAGAUGCUAGACUGGUGUGUUGGGAAUCGAUCGGGUGUCGCCUUCAAGCGUGGUCAGCUACGCGAGGUAAUCCGAUACCGAGCCGCCCAGCUCGACAACAUUUAUGGAGACGAUGAUGAAGAGGCCGUGCCGCUGCGCGACAGCGACCUGGACACACGAGAGCCGUACUUGAUGCACCAGCUUGAGACCCAAAUAAUGCUCGGGGUCUUGAGCCUAUCGGAGUACGUUGGGUCUUCUGUACUGAAGAAGAGCAUUCGGGCAACUUUUACUGUUCACCGUGACGCCGUUGUUAGCAAGCGGAUGGUACAGAGUAUGGUAGCUCACAAACUAACACAUAUUCCCGUGUACAGCGAUGUCGGAAACCCAUCCAACGUCACGCAGGUGUUUGAGCUGCGGCUUUUGCUCUUCUUUGCCUACUGCAAGGAAGAAGUUUCGAUUCGCAUCCGCGAUCUCCCACUCUUACCGUUGCCUCGGUACAGCGCAGACACGCCAUGCAAUUUGCUUUUAGACUACCUCCGCGCUUCUCCUCUCCAAGUAGCCGCGCUCAUGAGCUCAGAGAGCGCUGCAAGGGUUGUUGGGAUCAUCUCAGCAUCGGAUGUGGUGGAGCUUGUGCACAAGACCUCGUUUGACGCCACCUACGUGGAGUCCCACGGACCGCAACAAGGCAGUGUCGUGCAGUCGUUUCGCGCACACAACGCCUUCAUGACACACGAGACAAACCAGAUGAUAUUGAACGAGAUGAACGCGUAA